Cryptomeria japonica (Japanese cedar) is the source of this 1893-nucleotide messenger RNA. RefSeq lists its product as uncharacterized. The record is from RefSeq and is a predicted model, not a curated record. Gene Ontology annotation, molecular function: small ribosomal subunit rRNA binding. The coding region runs from base 658 to 1515 and encodes 285 amino acids. NCBI's taxonomy places the organism in Eukaryota, Viridiplantae, Streptophyta, Pinopsida, Cupressales, Cupressaceae. Gene Ontology annotation, cellular component: nucleolus; small-subunit processome. The transcript is spliced from 6 exons.
ACAAAAAAGAGACGAAUAUCAACCAAUCUUCUUGCAGCUGGUGCUUCGAUUUAUUCACAAUAAACGAAAUGCAGAACUGGGCUAUCAAAAUGUUAAGGGCAAUUUUGAGCUGAGUAUAGGAUUGAGAUCUUUGGCUUCUGAGUUCGCAGGAAAAACAUAAACCCUUCUUCACUUAAAAAACAAACAAAUAUAAACCCUACCAAAAAAAAAAAAGAGACGAAUAUCAACCAAUCUUCUUGCAGCUGGUGCUUCGAUUUAUUCACAAUAAACGAAAUGCAGAACUGGGCUAUCAAAAUGUUAAGGGCAAUUUUGAGUUAAGUAUAGGAUUGAGAUCUUUGGCUUCUUCUGUUCGAAUAAACGAAAUUCAUAAUACAAGAUUCCUUUGCUACUUCAAAGAUCUGUAAUGUCAUUGGAAGAAAAUCAUAUUACAGGGCAAUUUUGAGUUAAACAGAGGAUUGCGAUCUUUGGCUUGUUCUCUUCGAAUACAACGCACUCAAAUGAUACAGCUUAAAAUAAUUCCAUGAUUGAACAGCUAAGGCUGCAAGUCGAAAUUAUCAGAAGUUUUAAAAUAGCAUAAUAAAAAAACUAUAUAUUUGUUUUGAGGGCACAGGACUUAUUUGCGUGACCCUUGUUUGCAAUCUUAUUUCAUUUUUAAAGAUGAGGGUGAAGAAGCAGAAGCAAAACCGAAAAACUGUGAGGUUUUACAAGGCGUGCUUUGCGUUUCGAGAGCCCUACAAAAUUCUGUGCGAUGGCACCUUUGUUCACAAGAUGCUGGAAUCUCGUUUGGGUGCUGCCAGCGAAGCUCUUUCUGCCCUAUUGGGUGGCCAUACCAAGGUUUUUGUCACAAGAUGUGUCAUUAAUGAGCUGAAAAAGCUUGGGGAGUCAUUUUCAGGAACUGUAUUGGCAACUCGAAGGCUCACCACAGCAAGGUGCAAUCAUGAAAUGCUUAAAAGUGCUGCAGAGUGUCUCGAGGCUAUGGUUGGUACGGAUAAUCCUGAGCAUUUCUUCAUAGCAACUCAGGAUGCUGGUCUUCGUAGAAAGUUUCGACAGGUUCCAGGUGUUCCAGUUCUUCUUGUCCAAAAGAACUCAUUACUUCUUGAAACACCUUCUGACUAUCAACAUCAAGUUGCUAGGAUGAGUGAAGCUGAACGAAUGCAUAUGAAUGAAAGAGAAUACAAAGUCUUGGAGACUCGUGAGGCAAAAAAGAUAGAGUCCCAUGUAGAUAGUGCUAGUGCACAUGAUAUGUCAGGAGAUGAGUUGCCCAAAAAAAUAGAGUCAGAAGACAAUAGUAACAGUAGAAGGAUGUUAGCAGUGAAGGAUCAGCCCAGAUUCAAAAGGAAGAAAGCAAAGGGCCCAAAUCCAUUAUCUUGCAAGAAGAAGAAAAAAGUUGUCAAUCCUUCAACUACACAUAACCAAGGGUUUCAAGCUGAAGGAACCUCAGGUGAGAAAAAGAGGUCAAGGAAGAGGAAGAGAAGGCACCACAAAGUAGUUGAGUCUGGAGAGGCAGCUGGCUGAGAUAAUGAAUUUUCAUAUUAUGAUGUGUUACUAACUGGGCAGGAUUCCUAAUGGCAGGUUGGAAGUCUAUCGCCUUAUUUUUGGAGUAAAUGACUUUGCAGAGUGCUCAUAUUCUAAACGGCAUUCAAAUAUGCAAAUAGUCUACAAUAGGUGUUUGCGUCUUACUGACUUUGUACAGCUGAAAUUCCAUGCGUGUGCUUAAAGAUAUAUACUACUUCAAUGUGUCAAUGAACAUUAUACCUAAUUUGCAUGUUUCUCAUUUAAUAAUUUAGGUAGUUGUCACCAUCUAAUUUGUUGGCCCAAUUUAGCAAUUUAGCUUGUGUUGCACUGAUGUCUCUGACAAUCUUUAUCAUUGAGCUAUUUGGCAAUCGUUCUUUU